Dinoponera quadriceps is the source of this 3632-nucleotide messenger RNA. It is a transcript of the gene Hsp90, whose product is annotated as heat shock protein 83. The record is from RefSeq and is a predicted model, not a curated record. Lineage: Eukaryota; Metazoa; Arthropoda; Insecta; Hymenoptera; Formicidae. Gene Ontology annotation, cellular component: protein-containing complex; perinuclear region of cytoplasm; plasma membrane. Gene Ontology annotation, molecular function: ATP-dependent protein folding chaperone; ATP binding; disordered domain specific binding. Gene Ontology annotation, biological process: protein stabilization; cellular response to heat; protein folding. The transcript has 3 exons. The coding region runs from base 173 to 2350 and encodes 725 amino acids.
CUUAGUUCGGAAAGUGAGAGCGUUUGAAUCGGUUCACCCGCCUGUGCGAUAUUUCUCGGUACUUUAUCAAAUUUGCGACUUUUUGAAGUCAAAUCGCAUACGCACCAACACGUCGUGUCUCCGGUUGUGUUCCUGUUCCUAGUGAAAUAACAGCUUGAGAAAAAAAAGAAAAAUGCCCGAAGACGUUAGCAUGUCCGAUACCGGCGAGGUGGAGACUUUCGCCUUCCAGGCAGAGAUCGCUCAGUUGAUGAGCCUAAUCAUCAACACCUUCUAUUCCAACAAGGAGAUUUUCAUCCGAGAAUUGAUCUCCAACUCGUCCGAUGCACUGGACAAGAUCCGAUAUGAAUCUCUUACGGACCCAACCAAGCUAGACACGUGCAAGGAAUUAUUCAUCAAGAUCGUCCCAAACAAGAAUGACCGUACUCUGACCAUUCUUGAUUCCGGCAUUGGUAUGACCAAGGCUGAUCUUGUAAACAACUUGGGUACCAUCGCCAAAUCUGGCACUAAGGCAUUCAUGGAGGCUCUGCAAGCUGGCGCCGAUAUUUCCAUGAUCGGACAGUUUGGUGUUGGUUUCUACUCGGCGUAUCUUGUCGCGGACAAGGUCAUUGUCAUUUCGAAACACAACGACGACGAGCAGUACCUCUGGGAAUCUUCCGCCGGUGGUUCGUUCACGGUACGUCCCGACAACGGCGAGCCGAUUGGACGGGGCACCAAGAUCAUCCUCCAUAUCAAGGAAGAUCAAACGGAAUAUCUGGAAGAGUCGAAGAUCAAGGAGAUAGUCAAGAAGCACUCGCAAUUCAUUGGCUAUCCCAUCAAGCUCGUUGUAGAGAAGGAGCGUGAUAAGGAAUUGAGCGAGGAUGAGGAGGAGGAGCCGGCAGCGAAGGAGGAGGGAGGCGAGACUGAGGACGAGAAGCCCAAGAUCGAAGACGUUGGCGAAGAUGAGGAGGAGGACAAGCCCAAAGAUGAGAAGAAAAAGAAGAAGAAGACCAUCAAAGAGAAAUACACUGAGGAUGAGGAGCUGAAUAAGACCAAGCCGAUCUGGACGAGAAAUCCGGACGACAUUACCCAGGAGGAAUACGGCGAGUUCUACAAGAGCUUAACCAAUGACUGGGAAGACCACUUAGCGGUGAAACACUUCUCUGUAGAAGGCCAGUUGGAAUUCCGUGCCCUCCUCUUCAUUCCUCGUCGCGCGCCCUUCGACUUGUUCGAGAACAAGAAGAGGAAGAACAACAUCAAGCUGUAUGUACGACGUGUCUUCAUCAUGGACAACUGCGAGGACUUGAUCCCGGAGUACCUGAACUUCAUCAAGGGUGUCGUGGACAGCGAGGACUUGCCCUUGAAUAUCUCUCGUGAGAUGCUGCAGCAAAACAAGAUCUUGAAGGUGAUCAGAAAGAAUCUCGUGAAGAAGUGCCUGGAGCUCUUCGAGGAGCUGUCGGAGGACAAAGAGAACUACAAGAAGUGCUAUGAGCAAUUCAGCAAGAAUCUGAAGCUCGGCAUCCACGAGGACAGCCAAAACAGGAAGAAGCUGUCGGAGCUGCUUCGUUACCACACUUCUGCGUCUGGCGAUGAAAUGUGUUCGCUCAAGGACUAUGUCGGUAGAAUGAAGGAGAACCAAAAGCACAUUUACUACAUCACCGGUGAGAGCAGGGAGCAGGUAGCCAACAGCUCGUUCGUCGAGCGUGUCAAGAAGCGCGGUUUCGAAGUCGUCUACAUGACCGAGCCGAUCGACGAGUACGUCGUGCAGCAGCUGAAAGAGUUCGACGGCAAGCAGCUGGUGUCCGUCACUAAGGAGGGCCUGGAGUUGCCGGAGGACGAGGACGAAAAGAAGAAGCGAGAGGAGGACAAGGCCAAGUUCGAGAAUCUCUGCAAGGUCAUGAAGGACAUCCUAGACAAGAAAGUGGAAAAGGUGGUGGUAUCCAACAGGCUGGUCGACUCGCCUUGCUGCAUCGUCACCUCGCAAUACGGCUGGACGGCGAACAUGGAGAGGAUUAUGAAAGCGCAGGCACUUCGUGAUACAUCCACCAUGGGUUACAUGGCUGCAAAGAAACAUCUGGAGAUCAACCCGGACCAUCCGAUCAUGGAGAACCUGCGGCAAAAGGCGGAGGCGGACAAGCACGACAAGUCCGUCAAAGACUUGGUUAUGCUGUUGUUCGAGACCGCCCUGCUCUCGUCCGGCUUUGCCCUCGAAGAUCCGCAGGUGCAUGCUUCCAGGAUAUACAGAAUGAUCAAGCUCGGCCUUGGCUUCGACGACGACGACGCGCCGAGCGCCGAGGACGAGAAGAUGGACACGGAAGUGCCGCCUUUGGAGGGUGAUUCGGAGGAGGCGUCGAGGAUGGAGGAAGUAGAUUAAGCCACGUUCUACGAGACGUUGUAAUAAGACUUCUAUCGAAUCCAAAGACUUCGACCUAGACGAUAGAAACAGCAAAAGAGACUGUCUUUAAUUAAUUAAUUCUGCCAUUUGCCGGGAUCUUCGUUUUUAAUUUCAGUUAGAAUAGUGAAUAUCGUUUGUUUGUGUUCGUCACUCAUGAUAUCCUCUCCGGUUCGUUCAUCGCGCUCGUGCAGGGCGAUGCCGUGUUGUGCGCUUACUUAGAGAGAUACACGAGAAUUGUUAACGAGCGGUUAUCGACACGAUCCUGUAUAGUUUAAACCGGUAAUGCGUGUAACAUGCGCGUCGAUUUAACGCACCCUUGGGACUCGCCUCGCCGGGGACCCCUGUCGCUUGGAUUCUCCCACGUCUUCUUCGCAGUUGAAUUCACCUUCCACUUUAGAGUGACCAUUACAAUUUUUUUUUAUACUUUUGCGUAUUUACAAUUUAAUGUUUAGCACUUCAUCAUUCCAUGGCGACGUCAUAAAUUGCACCCUUAUGUAAUAAGGUUGUAAGAAUUUCAUGCGCAAUAAAGUAUCAUUACGAAUUAAACAUGCUGUGUUCCGAGACAAAAUUAAAAGGCGAAUAACCAAUCAAAUGGUGGUUGAUAAUACGAAUAGAUUCGAAUUGAAGCGAAAAGGCCUUGUGUACUCAAUACAAGGAUGUGUAUUAGUAUUGUCAUUCUAUGUUUGGUUUGUGUAGCUCUCAGCUUGUCCUCCAGGUUUAUCGAUUUUCUAGUUUACCUCUCACCUCUUCCCGUAUAAUAUUAGAUUCUUGUUUAAAGUGUCUUUAAUAUUUUUGCUGGUUUUUAUCCAUUUUUUAACUUUUAAUUCAAGUUGAAAGUUAAUUUACGUCAAGUCAAUGUAUGUAUAUGUUUUUUUUGCACAAGUAACUUUUGUAGAUUAAAUUUAUGUGAGAUAAUGAAAAGUCUUUACAAGAAAAUGUUUGUUUCGUUCCCAAGAUUCUAUACAAAAAAGAGCACUAGUGCUCAGAAAGAUGAAAAUAUUUCUGACAUUUUUUAUUUUUCUCAUUCUCUAUUUUAAGCAGCUCGACGCAAUGAUUUUAAUAUUGACGCGUCAUUUUAACUUAUAUAAGAAAAAAUUAAUGUAUUUUAAGUUAAAACUUAACUCAGUUGAAAUUAACUAAGUUAAAUAAAAAGUUAGCAAGUUCCCAACUUGACUUUUAAUUGAUUAACUCGUUACUACCCAACCUUAUGGCAGUUUGAAAUAAGAUAAUCAUAAUGAAUCAAUAAAGAUUAAAUAUUUUA